AUGGGCUUGAAGCAGUUUAACCAAGAUCUAGCCGCAUCCAAAGAAAUCUCGAUCAGCGCCGCCGUGUCAAACAUUCGACGAGGGGAUUCUGAUGGCGAGGCCGUCUUCACCUGGUCGUCGUCCAAUGACGUCGCAACAUCUCUUGAUGUUCAGAUUCUUGUUCUCGAUGUCGACUCAUAUCCUAAGGGUUCGAGCGUCAUGAUAUUCACAGAAUCAGAUCACUCCACCGUAAAUGUCUCUUCUCUACUUGAACGCCUAUCGUCCUCUCUUGCGAACAAGAACAUUGAGACAAUCAUCAAAGCUGUUGCGGAGAAACUAUCUGCCAAGUUAGAGCUCGCCGAUGAUGCGCGUGGAGACACCGAUUCGGACAGCGUGCCUGACUUAGACGACUACGAAGAAUCGGAGUCAGAAUACGAUGGCGACGACGACGACGACAACGACGACGACUUGCAUGAAGCUUCCUUACUUCCAGCUUCCUCCAUCGCAUUACCAGAUCGACCUAUUGAAGCUGCAAUCUCUAUCAGACAAUUAAAGAGAGAUUUACGGACUGCCCAAUCGGCUGGCAUCUCGGUAGGAGUCUUUCCAAGAAGACAGCUUCGAAAUGCCGAGUUCUUUUCUCUGUCUCUUCGGGUGGUGAAGCUUGGCAUCCCAGAGCAUGCUCUUGAGGCUUGGGGCCUUGAAGAUGACGAAUAUUUAGUUCUCCUGUGCCGACUUCCGUCACGUUAUCCGACUGUUUCAGAGAUUUGUAAUGCGACUUUCGAAGACUGGAAGCCACAGUUUCGCUUUGGGAAAUGUUCAAGGCCCAAACCAUCCACUGAGACUUCCCGUCUCGCCUUUUUGAUGACAGCUGAUGGGACCAGGGACAACCGAGAAGCUGACAGGACCAGCAAAAAGAGCGGUGAUGAAGUUGCCAGCGGAGGAUUUACUCCUCUUUACAUGUCAAAUUCAAUCAACAUGCUGAUGAACGCCGACUUUCUCAAGCUGUUGCGUAUGAGACGUAAAGAUGGAUUAUCGUGGGACGGGGCUAUUCGCCGUCAAAAGUUGCUCGCUAAGGGAGGGCAUGACGGUUUAAAAGAUCUAUCUAAAGAUGACACAUCUGACAGCUUGGUAUUCGAAGGUUCGAUGCCAUCUUUACGCCACGAUUACGCCUUGGACGACGCGGAAAAACUCAGCCUCCCCAUGAUUGCUAUGCAAUUUGCCUUGCGGCGCCUUGUUCGUUGUACCAAGUAUUGCAUGGUUUGUCACCAAAGAUUGGAAGAUGAGUUCGAAGCUCUCAAACCCUACGUCUGCAGUAACCCCCUCUGCAUCUAUCAAUUUGUUUCGCUUGGGCUCGGAGCAAGCACUGAACAUGAAAUUAUCCACAAUCCUUACGUUGUCGACAUCUUGAUCAGUUUUUUCGCUUCGGCCCUCGCACAUCCCAAUUCUUUGCGGCAAUACCCCACUGGUCUCAAUUUAAAAUCUGCGAGCACCGGAUCGAGGGCCAAGCCAUUGCAGCAUUCUGUUGCUGAAGCUUGCUUCCUUGAAAGAUCAAUCCGUCUCAAUCCAACCGAUUAUUCCAACCAUUGCAGUAUCAAAGUAGGAGAUACAAUCUUAGUAGUCAUUGAUGGCGUGGAACCGAGCCCAAGCAUGCCAAUACUCAAUGGAAAUCUCGAGAGACAUGUUUGUAAGGUGACGAACAUUACUGCCAACAUCUGCUCUAUUGAGAUCGUGACAACCAUGACAGGCCCUGUCAACGUUCUCACCUUACCAGAAGAAGAAAACCCUACGCAAGCCUCGAAUCCUGUAAAAGAAUGGGUAAAAGUCUUGGUUUUUCAGUAUUCCAAAGACGUUGAUGAUCUUGAUGAGUCCGAACGAACAGCUGCCCUAAUGCAGGGUAUGCCGAGCCAUUGGAUGCAAUUUCGAUUUCUGCAAGGGACUCCAGAACGAGAACGACUUUUUAUGAAAGAGUUGACUACUGUGUCGCAAUCUAAGAGCCCUGAAAAGUGGUAUCCAUCGAUAUUUGCUUGGCAUGGCAGUGCCCUUUGCAAUUGGCAUAGUAUCAUACGAACAGGGCUUGAUUUCGCGACUAUUGCAUGUGGACGCGCAUAUGGAAAUGGAGUGUACAUGAGCAAAAGCUUCGAGGUGAGCAUAGGGUACAGCAGUAGAAUACCAAACCCCCGGAAUCCAUCUGGUCUGCAUGCUGAAAAUUACUGGCCCAAUUCGGUUCUCAGGCCGAGUUCUGCUAUUUCUAUUUGCGAAGUAGUUAAUCGAACGAAGGAAUUUGUAAGCAUUUCGCCUCACUAUGUGGUCAACAAGAUCGAAUGGAUUCAAUGCAGAUAUCUAUUCGUUGCUGUAGAUCCGCAGCCACGAGCCACGCAGCAACCCUUUCCAACGAAGCCUAAAGAAGCCUGUGUCGGAUACAUAACUCAAUGCCCAUCAAAUCAGCUCCUCGCACCUAGGGACAAACCAGUUAAGAUUCCAUUAUCGGCAGUUCCGUCGAAUCGUCAGCGUUUUCAUUUGGAUGAUCUUUUACAAUCUAAAACCAAGGAAGCGCCGAUUAUGCCGCUUGAUGACCAUGGUGAGACAGAUCACGAGCUCCUUUUGGACUCUGACGACGAAAUCAUUGGCAACAGGCGUAAGCGCCGGAAUUCAUCAAUAGGUUCGUCUGAUAGGCGAAGCACGAGACUAAAAUCUGCAGAUUCUGAAGUUCCAGGUGGUGAAGGUGAUUUAAUCCGACUAAAGACCAAAUUUACGUCCGGUAGCCUAGAUCUACAAACCCUCCCAAAACUUCCAGAGCCAACCUGGGCUUCAACUUCCCCAUCAGCACUCAGGAACUUGAACCAUGCCAUCAAAGAGAUGCAUCAGAUACAAAGCAGUGAAGACAUUGCGUGUCUCGGGUGGUAUAUCGAUUUCAAUAACCUGAACAAUGUUUUUCACUGGAUUGUAGAGCUACACAGCUUUGAUUUGGAUCUUCCUCUUGCUCAAGACAUGGAGAAAACGGGUUUCACCAGUAUCGUGCUUGAAUUCCGAUUUGGUACCAGCUUCCCGUUCUCUCCUCCAUUUGUUCGGGUUGUGCGUCCAAGAUUUUUACCUUUUGCACAAGGGGGCGGCGGUCAUAUUACGGCCGGAGGAGCCAUUUGUUCCGAGAUUCUCACUAACUCGGGAUGGUCGGCUGUUAUGUCGAUUGAGAAGGUGCUCAUACAGAUUCGUCUGGGCUUGACGGAGUCAGAUCCUCCUGCUAGAUUGGAAAUGACGAACGUGAGGAGCGACACGAGAGAUUACUCCAUCGGUGAGGCAGUCGAUGCGUACCAACGAGCUGCAAGAUCACAUGGUUGGAGUAUUCCGGAAGAUUUGCAACAAAUUGGACAACUU
This is a messenger RNA of Trichoderma atroviride IMI 206040, 3351 nucleotides long. NCBI's taxonomy places the organism in Eukaryota, Fungi, Ascomycota, Sordariomycetes, Hypocreales, Hypocreaceae. The record is from RefSeq and is a predicted model, not a curated record.